Coregonus clupeaformis (lake whitefish) is the source of this 2227-nucleotide messenger RNA. RefSeq names its product cytosolic 5'-nucleotidase 1A. Lineage: Eukaryota; Metazoa; Chordata; Actinopteri; Salmoniformes; Salmonidae. Bases 1113 to 2159 code for a protein of 348 amino acids. Gene Ontology annotation, biological process: nucleotide metabolic process; adenosine metabolic process. The record is from RefSeq and is a predicted model, not a curated record. Gene Ontology annotation, cellular component: cytoplasm; cytosol. The transcript is spliced from 6 exons. Gene Ontology annotation, molecular function: 5'-nucleotidase activity; nucleotide binding; magnesium ion binding.
GUGCUGUAAUUCUAUCAAAUGAGAGAGCUGCAGGGGUUCGGAAGAGAGGCAAUAAGAAAUCAUCAUAAAACGCGGAGGGGACCAAUGAUCCAGUGACACCAUUUUCCUGCAUAUUAAGCAGUGAAAAGGAAAACACUACUCAGCACUCAAGGGGAGUAGAGUGGUGUGAGGGCUGGGCAACCAUGGGUAACUUGCCUGUCUUGAACCUAACAAUCACAAUUAGCCUACGUUUAUAGUGGAGAACAAGCCUCCGCUUCGGUGAUCUCUGAGGGUUGUAGCCAUUUUCACUCGUACCCGUAUACCACUUGAACAUUGCAGAUUUGGGGACUGAUAAACGCAUACAUUGGAACGCAGUGGCAGUAGGCCUAAAGUAACAUAUUCAGAGGCGUCAUGCCAAUCUCAGUCUGUAUUGUGAGGAGUUUGCAUCUCUUUCUUUAUUGGGAAAUUGGGAACAACUAUUUGAUAUGCAAAGGGUCCAUCCAUGUUCAAUGUUUGAUAUGUAUCUGUUAGCCUACCUAUCAAUUAGUUAACUGAAUGUACUGUAUCUCCUGUCAUGUGGCAAUUAUCAUUGACAUUUACACCAAAUAAGGAACCAGUUCCUUCAUUUUAAAAACGUUUGUUAUUAGAUAGGUAGGCUACUAGACAAGGCUUUCAUAAUGCAUUUGAACUACCGUAGAAGAGAGGCUGUUAUGUCAGUAAUGACACUAGCAGCCUACAGUCACCCGUUGCGCUUAGUUAUUGAAGACAGACCCACAUAACUUUAUAUGCGCCUGCCUGGGGUGAUGCAGGGAGUUGGGUGAUGCAGGGAGUUAUUUUAAGCAGCCUAACUAGCCAAAUCAACGGCUAAAAUGACCAAAUAUUUAUCCAUGUCCAAUAGUUUCAGUCUAUUGGUAGUAGAAUAGAACAUUACGUCAUAAAAGUAUAGCCUACCAAAAUGAAAGACAACAAUUCCGUCCUGAAGGGUCUGAGACAAACGCAUUGUGACAACAUCAAACCGGUCAACAAGGAACUGAAUAAUAUUUAGUCCUGCUGUUGAAAUAUCGCAGACGGCACUUUGACAGGGUCCAGCAACCCCACAGAUACAUCUCACCUGCCUAAUUUCAGAGAGGACAAUGCGUCGAAACGAUACCGUUCCCACCACACGCAAGGUGCAGGGAGGGAUCUUCUUCCCUAAGCCUCAGAAUGCCAUCACCAUUGCGGUGUCAUCGCGGGUCCUCUUCAACAUGGAUAAGGAGCAGCAGAUCUACGAACAGAAAGGCAUGGAGGACUACCUCAAGUACCAGAUAGAGCACGAGAUGGAGCCCUUCGCCCCCGGCCCUGCUUUUCCUUUCGUUAAGGCUCUGGAGGCAGUGAAUACUCGGCUGAGGGAGCUGUACCCUGAGAGUGAGGAGCUCUUUGACGUUGUGCUCAUGACCAACAGCCACGCACACGUCGGUCUCCGACUCAUAAACACAAUCAACCACCAUCAGCUCUUCAUUGAGCGUUUCUGUAUGACGGGUGGGAACAGUCCCAUUGGGUACCUGAAGGCUUACCACACUAACCUGUACCUGUCUGCUGACCCCAUGAAGGUCAGAGAGGCCCUGGAGGAGGGGAUCGCGGCAGCCACAAUGUUUAACCCACCAGAGAAGAGAACAGAAGUGUCAGAGACUCAGCUGCGGGUGGCCUUCGAUGGGGAUGCAGUGCUCUUCUCUGACGAGUCAGAGCGCAUCUUUAAGGCCCACGGACUGGACAAGUUCUUUGAGCAUGAGAAGGCACACGAAAACACGCUUCUUGAUCAUGGACCACUGAAAGGGUUCCUGGAGUCUCUGGGGAAGCUGCAAAAGAAGUUCUAUGCCAAGGGUCAGCGUCUGGAUUGCCCCAUCCGUACCUACCUGGUGACGGCACGCAGCGCAGCCAGCUCAGGCACCCGGGCCCUGAAGACACUGCGAUCCUGGGGCCUGGAGACAGACGAGGCCCUCUUUCUUGCUGGGGCCCCUAAGGGGCCAAUGCUGGAGAAGAUCCGGCCUCACAUAUUCUUUGACGAUCAGAUGUUCCAUGUGGAGGGAGCGGCGCAGCUGGGGACCGUGGCAGCUCAUGUGCCAUAUGGUGUGGCUCAGAAACUGCCCCAGAAGAAGCCUGCUAAGGAGAACGCUAAAGACUUUAGCGCUGCCACCAAGUAGUCUGGAUUUUGCUCUCUUCCCUAACCCUGUGAUGGCAAGGGACAAUAAAACAGCAUUGUGGAUUUGAA